Molecule: messenger RNA, 991 nt
Organism: Hevea brasiliensis (rubber tree)
Lineage: Eukaryota; Viridiplantae; Streptophyta; Magnoliopsida; Malpighiales; Euphorbiaceae
Product: probable leucine-rich repeat receptor-like protein kinase At1g35710
Exons: 11
Coding region: 28-786 (252 amino acids)
Molecular function (GO): protein binding
Source: RefSeq, a predicted model, not a curated record
AGAUGAAAGAUUGCUGGGAAAGAGCACAUGAUGAGCUGCAAAAUGGCUACUAAGUUUGUUUUCCUCCUCACCUUCCUCUUUCUUGUUCUAGUAUUUGAACUUGGUUCUGCACGUCUCACAUCAGGGGUUAUUCCGGCAUUGCCUAAAGAAGAAGUGUCUGCUCUCAAUGCGGUGAUGGACUCGAAAUCUUACAAUUAUUGCAACGAUACUGAAUUGAUGCAUGAAAAUUUAUUUGUUGUGUGCAACUGUAGCUAUGAGAAGAACACAGUUUGUCACGUCACAAAGAUAAGUAUCCUAAACGCAGACUUAAACAUCGCAACUAUCAAUGGAGAAGUGGGUAAACUCAAAUUUUUGGAGAGCAUAACUAUUAAAGGCACUAAGUUAUCCGGGUCCAUACCAAACGACUUGGGGAAUCUGUCGGCUUUGAAAUACUUAGUUCUUUCACGCAACUCGUUAAAUGGAUCCAUCCCAGAGAGUCUGGGACAACUGCGAGCUUUGGAAGUACUCGAUUUGUACAACAACUUUCUAACAGGCUCUAUUCCUUCUUCUUUGGCAAAUUUGUUUUCCCUCGAAAGUUUGGACUUAAGUUACAAUUUAUUAUCAGGUCAAAUUCCUCAGGCGUUGGGCAAUCUCUCUAAUCUGCGCGGAAUGUACUUAUUUCAGAAUAAUCUUAGCGGUAAUAUUCCACCAGAACUUGGAAGCUUGAGCAGGCUUGACACUCUGUUUACUGGAAAGCUGCCAGAAAAUUAUGCCAAUCUUACAUCUCGCAGACUUGUAGUUCAAUAGCUGGAAACAGUUUCACUGGCAAUAUACCUAAGUUCUUUGCAAAAUGGACCAAUCUCGAAGAUCUGAUUCUUACUGGAAAUGAUUUUGAGGGGAAGCUGCCUUUGGAAAUUUUUAAUUUAUCAAAUCUUACUUCUUUGAAGAUUAGUGAUCUAAGGAAUUCUGGUUUCUCUUUUCCAAAAUAUGCAAAUAUGACAAAACUAAAGAC